AUGUCAGCAUUGAUACCUUUAUCUCCAUACGUUCCCCCACGAGCACGCGUCCUCUCGCCAUCUGAUCGAUAUCCCGGUGGUGCCCGGGGAAAUGUCCAUCACGGACCUCUCCUACGAAAUUCUUUCGAUAAUGGCUAUAAUGCUCUUGGAGGCGGCGCUAUGAUACCCGUCCCUGUGUUCGGUACCCGGGCCGGACACGGAGCACUUGCUCGUGGAGGUGGCGUUGGAAGAAAUUACAACGAUAUGAACAUGAAUAUGAACAUGGUCAUGCCGAUGAGAAGAGGAAGUGUGGAUAUUUCCUACCAUGGAAUUCCACACGUACACGGUCAUCCACUAAUGGAUCCGCGCAUGCGACACGCACCGCAGGUACAGGUUGUAGAUCCGUCGGCUAUGUUUAGGGAUCCGUGGAGAGAUGGGGUGGUAGGGGGGUGUACGCAGGAACCUUAUACAUGUCCUUGUCACGAAUGCGAAGUUCUGCGUUUGCCCCUUGCGCCGUUGGCUGUGGGAUGUCAUCAUGAUAAUCGUGGACAUUCACAUGCCAUGGAUUUGCAUAAUCAUUGUUGCUCCGGGGGCGGAGGACAGAAGGAAUCUGUAUCGUCUUCUUCCGGUGGUGGGAGUAAAGAAAAAUCUAGUUCGGGAGGCGGAGGUGGUGGCGGAGGCAGUGGAGGGAGUAACAAGAAAGAAUAUGGAUUUCCAACCAAAGACAUUGUUAUUCGCGGCAAAACAUAUUCGUGUCGCAAAUCCUUUCUGGUGGAUCAAGGAAAAUUCGAAGAUUCGCUUGUGAAAAUGAUGGAAAAGAAAAAGGAAGAUGAAAUCCCAAAUACCGUUCUCGAUUCCCUCUUCUCCUGCAUCAACGAAGAAAAAAUUCUCUCUUCCGCUUCGGCCCACGAUCUCGUUACACUUAAUGUUCUUUCUUCGUCUCUGGGUAUCAAGAGCGUGAUGGAGAAAUCGCUCACGCAGUUGAAGAAACAGUGUUCGGAUAAUAUUGUGAGUGGGAGUACCCUGACGGGCAUCGUGGUGACGAUUAUGAUGAGCUCGAAAGUGGAUGAGGGGUUGAGGGAGUGGUUGAAGAAAUACAUCAAGGGGUGGGGGUUGUGGGAGGAGUUGCAGGGGUUUGCGAUGUAUAUUCGGUGUGUGGAGGAUCAUCCGGAGAUUCAUACGGGGUUGUUGGAGUUGUUGGGGUUGAGGAAGAAGGCGGAUGGGGAGGGGUAUAGGAUUAUUUAG
Botrytis fragariae is the source of this 1224-nucleotide messenger RNA. Its product is annotated as putative pxmp2 4 family protein 4 protein. The record is from RefSeq and is a predicted model, not a curated record. Lineage: Eukaryota; Fungi; Ascomycota; Leotiomycetes; Helotiales; Sclerotiniaceae. The transcript has a single exon. Bases 1 to 1224 code for a protein of 407 amino acids.